AAGAGGGGGAGUAUGUUUGUAUGAAAAAGGAUCUAAACAGUUAAGCAUUAUCUACAGGAAAAAGAAACUGGAGUAGAGAGGAAAUCUGUGCAUGAAAGAGAUAUAGAACUUGGACAGAGUGAGAACAAAAAGCAGGAUUAAUUUAAAGCCUGCAAAGGAGGCACUCACACAGAACCAACAGAACAGCAGAGAUCCCAACAAGUGCAAAGCGAAUACUUAAGAACAGGUUUUUGUUUUUAUAAGUUAAUUCCAUUCUCGAAGUUUACAGUAAGCAUUGCAAUUUAAACUGAGAUUUAUACACUAUGGGCAAAGAGGACCAUUUAUUUAUUUUUGGGUUUAGUAAUGUUUUCGUCUUGGGAAUUAUACUUAUAAUAUCUCUUCUGCUGCUGGACUUCAUAAAACGCAGGAAGACAUGGGCUCGCUUCCCCCCAGGACCUCCUUCAAAGCCAUUUGUGGGUAAUAUGCUGCAGGUAGACUUCAGCAAUCCUCACAUCGCAUUGUGCAAGCUGAGUAAAGAAUAUGGCGAUGUCUACAGUCUGCAGUUCCUCUGGACCAAUCUUGUAGUACUCAAUGGAUUUGAAGUUAUGAAAGAAGCUUUGCUUAACAAGUCAGAAGACAUAGCUGAUCGGCCCAAUUUUCCCAUCUAUGAGCCACUUGGAUUUAUAGGCAAUACCAAAGGUGUGGUAUUAGCCAGAUAUGGCAUAUCGUGGAAGGAGCAUAGACGAUUCUCACUGUCCACUCUCAGGGACUUUGGGAUGGGUAAGAAGUCUCUGGAGCAAAGCGUAACUGAGGAAGCUGGAUUUUUGUGUUCUAGAUUCCAAUCAGAACAAGGCCGUUCUUUUGAUCCUCACUUCUUGAUAAAUAAUGCUGUAAGCAAUGUGAUUUGCUCCAUUGCAUUCGGAGACCGCUUUGAAUACAGUAAUGCCAAAUUCCAAAAACUGCUCCGUCUCUUUAUGGAAGCUUUAAAGGCCGAGUCUGGGCUCCUGGCACAGAUUGCAAAUGAAAUUCCGAUCCUGAUGAAAAUUCCUUGGUUGGCAAACAAAAUACUAGAACCAGAAUAUAAAAUAUUACCAUUUUUAAAUGACUUGAUUUCAGAACAUCGGAAAAGUUUUGAUCCUAAUCACAUAAGAGAUUUUAUAGAUGCCUAUAUGCUGGAAAUGAAAAAAAUGAAAGAAAACGGCGAUAGCAGCUUUAAUGAAACAAAUUUACUAUUGACAACAUAUGACUUAUUUGGGGCUGGGACAGAAACCACAUCAACUACUCUAAGAUGGGGCUUCUUGUUCAUGAUGAUAUAUCCAGAGGUCCAGUCAAAGGUCCAUUUGGAAAUUGACAAAGUGAUUGGAAGAGAAAGGAUGCCUACGAUGGGGGACGUGUUAAAAAUGCCAUACACCAAUGCAGUGGUUCAUGAAAUCCAACGCUGCGGGGACAUUCUACCUCUCGGUUUACCACAUAUGGCCUACAGGGACACCGAGAUAAAAGGACAUUUCAUACCAAAGGGUACCACUGUCAUUACCAACCUGUCAUCUGUGCUGAAGGAUGAAAAAGUGUGGCAGAAACCAUAUCAGUUUUACCCCGAGCAUUUCCUGGAUGAGAAUGGCAAGUUUGUGAAACAAGAAGCAUUCAUGGCAUUUUCUGCAGGUCGGAGGGUCUGCCUUGGCGAGAGUCUUGCAAGAAUGGAACUUUUCCUAUUCUUUACGUCACUCAUGCAGCAGUUUACAUUCGAGAUACCCGACAACGAACCUCGUCCAAGGGAGGAUGGCCUAUAUGCAUUGACACUCUGCCCACAUCCUUACAAAAUGUGUGCUGUAUCAAGAAUGUAGCUGGAUAAACUGAAAAUCAGAAUUUAUAUUAUCAUAAUGUUAAUCUUAUAACCUUAAAAUUAUUUUUAUAAUUCUCUAUAAAUGUAGCUACAUAUUU
Messenger RNA from Pelobates fuscus (common spadefoot toad), 1917 nucleotides. Its product is annotated as cytochrome P450 2D15-like. The coding region runs from base 303 to 1820 and encodes 505 amino acids. The record is from RefSeq and is a predicted model, not a curated record. Gene Ontology annotation, biological process: arachidonate metabolic process; xenobiotic metabolic process. The transcript is spliced from 9 exons. Gene Ontology annotation, molecular function: heme binding; oxidoreductase activity, acting on paired donors, with incorporation or reduction of molecular oxygen, reduced flavin or flavoprotein as one donor, and incorporation of one atom of oxygen; iron ion binding. NCBI's taxonomy places the organism in Eukaryota, Metazoa, Chordata, Amphibia, Anura, Pelobatidae. Gene Ontology annotation, cellular component: cytoplasm; intracellular membrane-bounded organelle.